CUCACUUCGGCAUCCCAGACAUCCUGCCUCCUGGAGCCAUUCCUCCGGAGGCCCAUUUCGACCCGAUUGGACCCUUGAGACGACAUGGACUGGGAUGCGGAGCUGGUAUCGGCUGUUGGGAGAAAAAUGGCUGGUUUAGAGGCGCUGUACACCUGUGUCGCAGAUAAAAUCGAGUGUCCGCAGGACGCCGUCGUGUGCUUCGUUCACUGGGUAAUGAUAAAGAAUGGCUACCGGUGCAUCGGAUCUGGAUUCGAGCCUAGCAGCCGUGAUAAAAAGUCAGAGCUGCUUCCUGCUGACUGGAGCAGCAACAAGGAGCUGUACAGCCUGCGCUACAGAACCAGCGACACAGACACCGUGAUGGUGCUGAAGGUCAUCGCUGUGGACUCCACGCUCAUCUUCAACUUAAUGAACUCCGGCACUAACCAGGUUUCAUACCUGAUGGUGAACAUCAGUGACCACGUCAACGCCGAUCAGCUGCACACGUUUGACAGCGUGUUCAGAGACGCAGACGAUUUGUCUGAGAAGGUGAAGUCUCGGCUGCUGCCCCGCCCAGAGAAAGCGCCGGAGAGCAGCAGACAGGAGGAGGGCGAGUCGUCUCAGAGAAGGCAGGAAGAAGACAGUGACCCCCUGCGCCACGGGCCGCAGCCUCACUGGUUAGCGUUUUGGGAGGAGAUGAUCGUGGACCCUGUCAGGUUCGGGUUCCCUCACUUCGGCAUCCCAGACAUCCUGCCUCCUGGAGCCAUUCCUCCGGAGGCCCAUUUCGACCCGAUUGGACCCUUGAGACGACAUGGACUGGGAGAUCCGCCUGAGGGUCGGGUGCAGCGACACGGUGAUUUUGGCCUGUUUCCGGUUCCGCCCUCGCUGCUUUACCUGCGCCACGUUGAAGAGCAGCGUGAUGGCGUAGUAGAAGUUGGAGUUGGCGCUUCCGGCGUAGAUCCAGAGAUGCCACAGAACCGGGAAGAGAGCAGAGCAGGCGAGCAGAACGCAGGAAACCAGGAAGAUGUUCCUGAGGACUGGACAGGCAGGCAGGCGGUUCAGUAG
Molecule: messenger RNA, 1041 nt
Organism: Xiphophorus maculatus (southern platyfish)
Lineage: Eukaryota; Metazoa; Chordata; Actinopteri; Cyprinodontiformes; Poeciliidae
Product: proteasome inhibitor PI31 subunit-like
Exons: 7
Coding region: 85-1041 (318 amino acids)
Biological process (GO): proteasome-mediated ubiquitin-dependent protein catabolic process
Molecular function (GO): endopeptidase inhibitor activity; proteasome binding
Source: RefSeq, a predicted model, not a curated record